CAAUUUAGAGACUAGUAUAUAGGCUUUGGUUUAAUUAUCAAGCUUACACCCCUUCGCAGCUCUCUGCGAAGUUGUAAAAUAGUCGUAAACUUUCGACGAUCUCGCAGUCUGCUGGCUAAGGGAUUUAAGGGCUUUUGUUUUAUCCGUAACACACUGUAUUGACUUAAAUCCUAAAAUGUACUCUAUACAUUUCUGGACCAAACAUUACAUUUGAAUUGUAAAAAAAAUACUACUGAGUAUCUAUACAUAUAGUUUCCUAUAGUAUAAAGUUUUAUCGGUUAAUAUCGACUUGUAUCUUAUCGCUUUUUUCACAGGUAUAAGUGCCAGGGCAGCGAUGAGAACAGCUACGUGUUCAGUGACGCUUGGACCAUCAAGGGAAGUAUUGCUUUUAUUUAUAGUAUAAGUUGACUAAAGAAGAAACUGCCAGGAUGGCUGCGAAAAAAGAGGAAAAGGAUUACGGAAAAAUGAUAGAGUAUGAUCCGUUAUGGAAGGGUCCUAUGAGUGAACAGCGCACUCAAACUGAUUCUAGUUUUCUCAUAGCGUUCGUAGUUUUUAUGUGCAUAUGGAUUGCCAUUUCAGUUUAUGCUUUAAUUGCAGGUGAUAUCGAUGAAUCAUAUCUUAAUGAGAGGGGUCGCGAAAAUUGGUAUAAAGCAGCAAAAAUUAGUAUUGGAUUUUCAAUUUUGGCUGGAAUUGUGUCAAUAAUAUUUAUUGUUUUAUUAAGAUGGUAUGCAAAAUUUAUGGUUUAUACGGCAAUUGUUGUGAUUUGCAUUGGAUUAUUGGGUUCAAUCAUUUACGUAGGUAUUAUUUAUAAAUCAAUGAAUACAGGAGAUAGCAGUAGAUUCAUUGUCUGGUUGAUAAUGAUGUCUGCAUUGCUUUUGUUAAUAAUAGCAUUUACUAUUUGCUAUCGCAAAAAAAUUAACAUUGCCUGCGAAAUAAUACGAGAAGCUAGCAAGGCCGUUAUGUUCUUUCCAUCGUCUCUCGCAUUCCCAGUUCUUCCAUAUUCGUUGUAUACUGCUGCAACAAUUUAUUCUUUUAUUGUUCUAUUAUAUUUAUCAGGUAUUCAUGGUCAUACAAAUAACGGUCACGAUGAAACGCCGACUCACAUUUACUUGUUACUUGUUAUACACAUCUUUGGAUAUUUUUGGCUAUGUGGUUUCAUUACUGGAUUUACACGAAUGACUCUCUCUGGAAGUUUUGCCACUUGGUACUGGACUAUCCAAAAAGCUUAUGUUCCAAAGUUUACAAUUUUGCAAUGCAUGGGCACCACUGCACGAUAUCAUCUUGGAACUAUAGCUUUUGGAUCGUUGAUUAUAGCCAUAUGCCAGCUAAUCAAUGCACUUUUAUCUUAUGCAAGAGACAAGUUGCAAAGCAGAGGAAAUGUAUUCGCUUGCCUAUGCUUCGGUUGGUACCAAUACUUGUUUCAAAAUUUGGAAAGAUUUGUGAAGUUCAUGAGUAAGGGUGCAUAUGUAAUGAGUUCCAUGCAUGGUACUGGCUUCGUACAAUCAACUAAAGAUGCAUUCAAUCUUUACAUGAGAAACAUUCUUAAAGUCAUUGUUGCUAAUGAGGUGACUGAUGGGGUUUUGUUUCUUGGUUCAUUAAUUACCAUUGGUCUGUCAGUAUUAACUACAUGGAGUUACUGUGGAAGUCAAAACUUAUAUGACAUAAUGUCAAUAGCUUUGAUAACGGCAGCUGUCUUUUCGUUUUUAAUUUCAAUGGCUUUCUUCACGGUAUUCAAGACAGCCGUUGAUACAAUCUUUCUCUGUGUUCUAGAAGAUUACGAACGAAACGAUGGCUCCGAAGAAAAGCCUUAUUACUUGAGUUUGAAGUUACAAUCGUUAUUGUUUAAAAAACGAAUCGAAAUAAACGUCUAAUGUAUAUCAUUUUUACGUUUAUAACGCCUUUUUAUCAUAAUAAAAACAGUUCAAGGAUUUGUUUCGCGAAGUGCCGUAAGUCUAUAUAGAAUAGCCGGGAACAAAGUCGCGACGAAUAACGAAAAUAACUUCAAUGUUCAAUUUUUGUAAAAUACAACAGAAAAUGUUAGUACCUUUUCGAAAUAAGUAAGUACACUUACAAGGAAAGUCCACGCGCUCCGGUUCAUGCAGAUGUGGCUGAAAUUGUAAAAAAUGAUUUUGCACCGAAACCAUGGUAUAAAUCAUGCGAACGCUUGAGCACAACUCAACAUUUGCCGCUUGGACUAGCACAACUCACGCAUUAUCUGCAAAGACUAUACAGUGGCAGAACUUAGAGCUAGCAGUGCCGUACAUCGCGGCUAAUCUCUUAAACUUGAAGUUGUGCUAGUUUUUAUCGAAAAAUUAUUGAAGUGUGCUAGUCUUCAUAGAAAGCGACGAGAAUACAAUAAUUUAAAAAAAUAGAGCUAAAAUUAAGCCACAGAAUUGUAUUUCGUAUUUUUAUAUGAAAAAUGCCAUUUAAACAUCGGCACACACUGUAGUUGAUAUUAAAAUACGAGUAAUUUAUACAUACGGUAAAGGCAGAAUAAAAAAUAUAUGAGCUUACA
Messenger RNA from Nasonia vitripennis (jewel wasp), 2515 nucleotides. RefSeq names its product choline transporter-like protein 2. Gene Ontology annotation, cellular component: membrane. The record is from RefSeq and is a predicted model, not a curated record. Bases 429 to 1871 code for a protein of 480 amino acids. Gene Ontology annotation, molecular function: transmembrane transporter activity. Lineage: Eukaryota; Metazoa; Arthropoda; Insecta; Hymenoptera; Pteromalidae. Gene Ontology annotation, biological process: transmembrane transport. The transcript has 7 exons.